AUCCCAUGGUGCCGUGCGCGGAUUGUUAUCGGAAGUGUCGAGCGGGCAAAACGGAGGUGAUUCCUCGGCCGGGGAGCUGAGCUUUCCCGGCGGUUUUAUCCUCACAUUUACGGUGAUCUCCGGCUCUGAGUCCCCCGGAAGUGUGCUGUGAUACGAGGGAAUUUGGAACUCGCCGAAAAUUGGGCGUGGGGCGGUGAAUCACACGCAGAAGCGUAUUGUAUAACCGUAGACGAGAGGGGUUGCUGUAACAGUGUAAGGAAAACCGUGUUCACGUUUGUCGUGCAAAAUCGUGCCCUUGGAAAGAGUCCAACUACCUUUGCUGAUAUCCACGGAAGGUAUCUUCAUCCCUCAUUUCCUACAACAGGUCUGAAGUUCAUGGCAGGAAGUGAAUAGAACUAAAGAGAGACAACAACAUCAUAGGGAUUAGAUAUAGAGAUGACCUGAUGAGGAGUCCUGUUCCUGUGAAGAACACUGUAGCUCCAUCAACUGCUCAACACACAUCAACAGGACCGCUUUAGCCAACAUGUGACUUCCCAAAAGAGUUCCCUCCCUGAUGAAUUCUAGAUGGAGCAGCAUGAACUGUGAAGUGAAUUCUGUGGAACUGCCUGCCUUGAAUUCUGUGCAACUAUUUUGUAACUAGAAAACAGCGAGAUGGAGAUGAAGGUGUGGGUUGAGGGUAUCCAGCGUGUGGUGUGCGGCGUGACAGAGAAAACCACCUGCCAGGAAAUCGUCAUCGCCCUCGCUCAGGCCACGGGGAAAACCGGACGUUUCACGCUGGUGGAAAAAUGGCGGGACAUGGAGCGCCUCGUUCCACCCACGGAGGCGCCGUUCAAAAAUGUUGCAAAGUGGGGCCAGUAUGCAAAUGACGUCACUUACUUCCUGCGUAAGUCGGGAAGCACAAAGAAGCGUCCCUCGUCGGCAAAACCCGCCCCGCCAGAAAGAACGUUCUUACGACAGAGCCUUCCUCCAAAGGCUGUGUCUAAAGAGGGAUUUGCCAACCAACGAAAGGAGCCUCUGAGAAAGUCACUGAACUCACAGGUAAGUGCCAAAGCUGAGUUUGAGGCAAAAGAGUUUCAAGAAAAGGUGACCCAUCAUCCAGACAGGUCGUACGAUGACCUGAUGAAGAUCGUGCGCUUCCAACAGGACAAGUUGAACUUUCAGAAGUGUCAGCUGACCAAGCUAGACUCUGAAAUUCGAGACUACGAGCUAAUGGAGGAGACGGUGUCCAGCAACCAAAGCCAGGAACUCGGCAGACUCGAAUCUCUCGGGAAGGAGUAUGAGAGACAGCUCCAGUCCCUGGAAAUAGUGGAGAUGGAACUGGCCAGGGAGCUCGCAGAACGGGACAGACUGCAGACAGACAUCACCAGAGUUCAGUCGCAGAUUGCCGACACGGAGAAACAGCUGCAGCAGUUCUUAGCAAAGGUGGACAAGCUGAUGCAGGAAAUAGACCAGGAGAAGGAGAAGCAAAAAAUCAGUAAUGAAAGUGCCAAAGAGCAGGAGCAGCAGCUGAGCGCAGAGAUCCAGGACCUGAAGAAGGAGAUUGCCCAGCAGCUGGAGGAGCACACCCGCUACACCCAGGAACUCUCCCAGGUGGAGGAGCAAAUCAAAGAUGUGGAAAAUGAGAUAAACCAGAAGAACAAGGACCUGGAGGUUUUGGGGAAGGAACUGAAGGAUGUGAACUUCCAGGACUUUGUGAAGACUACAGGGUACAUAGUGGAGGUGCCCCCAACAGCAACUAAUGGAGAUUCACCACCAAUAGCAGAUGUAGAUGUGCCAAACAAAACUACACCGACACAAGACCCCAAGACACAGGACACGAAGACAGUUCUGGUGACAUCACGGCCCAACAGUGCCAGGAAGAUCCUGAACCCCCGGGAACUCCAGUCUGCUGUACCUACCACAAGAAACCCAGAGGGGAUAUGGGUGUAGGAGGAGAGGGGUCAGGGUAGAAGGAAUGGCAUUCACAGACUGUGUAUCCCCAGGAAGAGAAACAGGGUCCAAAUACAGGUGUAUAUCUCUGGAGUAGGUUUAACUUUAAGCACUCUGUCAUCCAAGUCUGUUUAAAUGAGGUUGAUAUGAAUAUAAUACUUGCUGUUGUACAACAGUAAUGUGCUGCAAUUACAUGUAGUGUACAAAGUGAAAGUUCACAAAAUGUAGUCUUUCUCACUGAGACAUGAGAACCAUGAGAUACUGGUAUAUGCUGUUACUGAGAAGUACUGCCCUCUAGUGAUGUACAUGUGAACUACAACUAGAUACAACAUACAUGUAUCUUCUUUUUGUUCAUUCUUCUUCCAGGGAAAAUUAAAUUGAGUCAGUGUCUCUCUUCAGACUUCAGCGUCAUAUACAUGUGUACUUAAUUUUGACAUGUUUGGUUUCCUGCCAAUAUGUUGUAUCAAACAGAUCAUCCACUGAGACUACUGCCACAGGAAAAUAUUGACAAUAGGUACAUUUUUUGUAACAACUUCAUAUUGGAAAGAUUACACGUCUUGUAUGCACUUCUAGCUAUCUGUAUCCUUGUACUUAAGUAAAAUCCAAUCAAUUUUAUAUGUUUUGUACUUAAUAAGUCGCUGUAUCAAGCACAAUUGCUGAUACUGCAUGCUCAUUAUCAUAAUUUAUGUAUCAAAUACUUUGUAAUCCUUGUACAUUUGUAAUAAUGUCAUGUUCAAUACGCUGUUUUAUAUGCCUGUAAUUUUUGUAUAGAAAAUUUGUACAGUUUUUUUCUGUCUUGGUGGUUGUUGUACCAUAAAUGAUGUAAGGCCCAACAGCUACCUAAGUUAUGCAUGUCUACAUUGUAGUAAGCCUAAAGAGUGCAAGAUACACAAUAGACUCAUAACUCAUGACUGUGUCACUGUUUUCCAUGAUGCUGUGACAAUUGUGAAUGCAGACAUGUAUGUACAAUGUAAUCAACCUACAUGUAUGGACACACCAUGAGAACUGAAGGGAGUGUAUUACAAUACUAAUCAUGUGUAGCAUUGACCUGCUCAUCUGCUGACUCCUAUUUGGAGUAGUCUCAUAUUCCCAGUCAUGUGGAAAUAACAUCAUGUAGAUUUUUUUAGCUAUGCAGAAAAAGGAGUAUGUCACUGUUUGUUGCCCAUAUAGUGCAGAACCUUAUGUUGUUUUCUUAUUGAACAGUUUCCAUGACAGACAGGUAUAGCAUUCUUCUUAAAAAUGUGGCUAGAUUUUGAAGUGAGGUGUGGUCCCCCUAUAUAAUAUACAACGUAAUAGAGCCAGCGAUACCAAAUUCACUUAAUCAGCUUUAUCAUCAUCUAAUCUUGACAGGUUUAGUUUAACUAAAAAGCCAUUGUUAGUACUUAUAUUCUGUUACACACAUGUAAGACUUCAAAAAGGUUUUCUUUUUCUUUCCAUGUACAUGCAUUGUAUCAGUAAUUGUGGUAUUUACUUAGUAAUCAGUUUCAUGUAUCCAUUGUCUAGUUUUGAUUAUGCUUAACAAAGAUACAUAUGAUACACACUGUACACACAUAUUCAAAAUCAUAUAUAGACAUAUUUAACUUCACCUACUUAAACUUGUUUCAGUGUGUGGACUUCCAGUAUUAUGUGCAGUCUGAAUCUGCAUGCUGUAGUCAAAAUACCAAAUCAAAUGCUGAAAUUGAAAUGUUUGUAGGAAAGGCUUUUUGGUGUGUAAUGUUGCUUGGUCUCUUACUUUACACCUGAUGCAGAUAUACAUGUUGAUCAUACUUUCAAUGUUGCAGCACCCAUGAUUGAAGGCUGUCCAGAAAACUUGAUAAUGAUGUAUCAUAUACAUCCAGGGGUUCAUAUCUUCUUUCAGCAGGACUAUAUUCCAUACUCAGAAGUAUUACUUGCUGACAGACACAAAAUCUCCUUUGUUUUUGAGGUUAAAAGCUGAAAUACUGACAUGGACGUAUAAUUCUUAUGUGGAAUGUAAACCAUAUAGCUACAUGUAUGCAAACACAUAUUCCCUGCAUAUUUUCAAUGCUCAGAUAUUGGUUGUAUUUUUACAAUUUGUAAAGUUUGGGGUGAGACAUAUUGGCCAUUCAAAGUGUGUGGUAACUAUUCUACCAGGCAACAUGUUGAAAACUGAAGAUAGGUGAAAAAUGUAAUUCGAAAUGUGCCAAAAAAUGUAGCCCAGUCAUACAUAUCACAUCACUACCAUGCUGUCUUGCAAUAAAAACUUGAAA
Branchiostoma belcheri (Belcher's lancelet) is the source of this 4157-nucleotide messenger RNA. RefSeq names its product ras association domain-containing protein 8-like. The record is from RefSeq and is a predicted model, not a curated record. Bases 652 to 1929 code for a protein of 425 amino acids. Lineage: Eukaryota; Metazoa; Chordata; Leptocardii; Amphioxiformes; Branchiostomatidae. Gene Ontology annotation, biological process: signal transduction. The transcript has 5 exons.